UAUACCGAUCGAUCAUAACUGUGGUUGCACACUCGUUUAAUUGCUUGCUCUAGCCAUCCUUAAGAUCGGCUAAUCGUUCGAUCAAUUUGUCAUCAAAGAGCAAUGCAUUCGUCAUACGCUAUACCACAGACAAGGUAAGCAAUAAAAUAAUCAAGUAUAAAAACAAAUCAUUUGCUGUUUUGUAACUAUAAACGUAUAUAUAUGUAUAUACAUAUAAAAUGCGAGACAGUGGGGAAUUUAGACUCGUAACUCGUCGAAAGAAACGUGUAUCUCGUGUUCGAAAUAUAUGUCAUACGAGCACAAUUUUAACCACUAACGAUGACGAUGAUGGAAAUCUGAACAUUAAUUACGAAACACUGUUUGGAAAGCUACUAGAGGCCGAAGUUGAAGUAACAAGCAAGAUGAAAUCUAAUAUCAAGUUGCUUCACACACUUAUACAAGAAAUUCGACGAACAUCAUCUCAACAAAAAUCAGAAAAUAAUAUUAUGACGCAAUACAUUUUGGAGCAAGCACGAUCCCAUCGAGAAACGUCUGAAGUUUUGUGCAAAGCACGAGAAGAGCUAAAAAAUUUAGCAGAAACAUAUCUUUGUUAUCUAAACUCUCAACGAGUAUGUAAAGAAAUUCAAAUCCGAUAUGCUGGUAAAGGAGAACGAAGUAUCAAAGAAACCGCAGAUCUCGUCGGAUUUAAAUUACCUCAUGAUCCGAAAUGAAUUCAAUGGGAGUUAGUUUUAAUUAAAAUAAUAUAAAUUUAUCAAUAAAAUAUUUAUUAUCAUUAAUGGAAUAUAAAAGAACAUAAUUGUAAAAAAUAUCUAUUAUAAUUAUAAAAAAUACAGUAUAAAAUUUUGAUUUAAA
Messenger RNA from Bombus huntii, 852 nucleotides. RefSeq names its product protein FMC1 homolog. The transcript is spliced from 4 exons. Lineage: Eukaryota; Metazoa; Arthropoda; Insecta; Hymenoptera; Apidae. Gene Ontology annotation, cellular component: mitochondrion. The coding region runs from base 219 to 710 and encodes 163 amino acids. The record is from RefSeq and is a predicted model, not a curated record.